AUCGCACUUUUUUUCCAGUGGACAAAGCUGUUUGGUUUCUCAGAAAACUAACAACUUUCCCACUUUGGAAUUUUCUUUACCUUACCUAAGAAGGGUAUUAAUUUGAUUCUUGUGGGAAGGAAGAAGGAUCAAGAAUGGCGAUUUCGAUUUCUGCUAUGAGUUUUGGAACCUCAGUUUCUUCAUAUUCUUGUUUUAGAGCUAGGAGUUUUGAGAAGUCAUCAGUUUUAUGCAAUUCCCAGAACCCAUGUCGGUUUAAUUCUGUUUUUCCGAUUCGGAAAUCUGAUGGGGCUUCACGGUGUUCUGUUUCUAGGAAAUCAUGUAGAGUUCGAGCAACGUUGUUACAAGAGAAUGAAGAAGAAGUGGUUGUGGAGAAAUCUUUUGCACCUAAGAGUUUUCCUGAUAACGUGGGAGGGGGAAGUAAUGGGAAGCCACCAGAUGAUUCAUCCUCUAACGGUCUAGAGAAAUGGGUUAUAAAGCUUGAGCAGUCUGUAAAUAUCUUACUCACGGAUUCAGUGAUAAAGAUUCUUGACACUUUGUAUCACAACCGAAACUAUGCGAGGUUUUUUGUUCUGGAAACAAUUGCAAGGGUUCCUUAUUUUGCAUUUAUAUCGGUUCUUCACAUGUAUGAGAGCUUUGGCUGGUGGAGAAGGGCAGAUUAUAUGAAAGUGCAUUUUGCUGAAAGCUGGAAUGAGAUGCACCAUUUGCUCAUUAUGGAAGAAUUAGGGGGAAAUGCUUGGUGGUUUGAUCGAUUUCUUGCACAACAUAUAGCUAUAUUCUAUUAUUUCAUGACAGUCUUGAUGUAUGCUUUGAGCCCGAGAAUGGCAUAUCAUUUCUCUGAAUGUGUGGAGAGCCAUGCAUACGAGACUUACGAUAAAUUCAUCAAGGAUCAAGGAGAGGAAUUGAAGAAUUUGCCCGCUCCAAAGAUUGCAGUGGACUACUACACGGGAGGUGACUUAUAUUUAUUUGAUGAGUUUCAAACUUCACGAGAGCCUAAUACUCGAAGACCAAAAAUAGAUAAUCUCUAUGACGUAUUCAUGAACAUUAGAGAUGACGAAGCAGAGCAUUGUAAAACGAUGAAAGCCUGUCAAACUCACGGGAGCCUUCGUUCUCCACACACAGAUCCAUGCGAUGAUUCUGAAGAUGAUACAGGGUGUUCCGUACCUCAAGCUGAUUGUAUAGGUAUCGUGGAUUGUAUAAAGAAGUCAGUCACCGAUACUCAAGUAACCAAAAGGUAGGAAAAGGAAAAACGCGGACAAACUAUACUUGUAUAUACUAGUAUAGACAAAAAAAAAAAUACAAAGAUAUAGGUACAUGUUGUAUCUUUUUGUCUGAGGUAGAGAUGUUUUGGAAAGUUUUCAAGGCAAAAUACAUAGUUUACCUCAUGUAAGCUCUCCUUACUAAGAUUGUUUUUAUAUUUAGAAUUUGUACCCGAAACCUGUUAUAGGUGGAUGGAUCUUGACAACUUUUGGAUAUAUCGACUCCAUGAGCUUUUUACACACGCAA
Molecule: messenger RNA, 1503 nt
Organism: Solanum lycopersicum (tomato)
Lineage: Eukaryota; Viridiplantae; Streptophyta; Magnoliopsida; Solanales; Solanaceae
Gene: PTOX
Product: plastid quinol oxidase
Biological process (GO): carotenoid biosynthetic process; alternative respiration
Cellular component (GO): mitochondrion; thylakoid
Molecular function (GO): alternative oxidase activity
Source: RefSeq, marked validated